AUGACUCAACACGCUUCCAAUUACUCUUUUGUUGUAGACCCUCCUGCUCGUCUUCACAAAGAUGCCUCCAUUCCCAAGCCUAACAUAUCCAGCAUGGAGGAGUACAAAGCCAUGUAUGAACAAUCCAUACAUGAUCCUACUACCUUCUGGGGGAAAAUGGCUCGCGAAAUAAUCCACUGGGAAAAGCCUUUUGAAACUGUCAAGCAAGGGUCCAUCGAAAACGCUGAUGCUGCUUGGUUUACUGACGGUUUAAUUUCACCCUGUUAUAAUCUUGUCGACCGUCAUGCCAUCGAGCGUCCUAAUGACAUUGCUUUGAUAUAUGAAGCUGAUGAACUUAAUGAAGGCCGCAACAUCACUUAUCGCCAACUUUUGGCCGAUGUAUCCCAAUGUGCUGGUGCAUUGGCUUCCCUUGGCGUUACCAAAGGUGAUCGCGUUGCCAUUUACAUGCCUAUGAUUCCGGAAACUGUUAUUACUAUGUUGGCCAUUAUUCGUUUAGGUGCUAUUCACUCUAUCAUUUUUGCUGGGUUUUCUUCCGAAUCUGUGACUGAUCGUAUCAAUGAUUCUUCCUGCAAACUCAUCAUCACCUGUGAUGAAAGCCAUCGUGGUGGUAAACGUAUUCCUCUCAAGUCUGUUGUGAACAGAGCAUAUCCUAACUGCCCCACUUUAACCAACGUCCUUGUUUUCCAACGUUCUCCUGAUGCUUCCACCGCCAUGGAAGAAGGCCGUGAUAUUUGGUGGCACGAUUUGGUACCAAAAUUCCCCAAAUAUUGUCCUCCCGCCGUCGUUAACCCUGAGCACCCAUUAUUCCUUCUCUAUACUUCUGGUAGUACUGGUAAGCCUAAGGGUGUCGUCCACACGACUGGUGGAUACUUGCUUGGUGCUGCUGCCACUUGUAAAUACAUUUUCGACCUCCAUCCUACCGACCGUAUGGGUUGUGCUGGUGAUGUUGGUUGGAUUACUGGUCACACCUAUAUUGUUUACGGACCCCUUAUGAUGGGUUCUGCCACCCUUGUGUUUGAAGGUACUCCAGCUUACCCCGAUUAUUCUCGCUAUUGGAACAUUGUCGAACGCCACAAGUUAACUCAAUGGUACAUUGCUCCUACUGCAAUCCGUCUUCUUCAGCGCGCUGGUGACGAGUAUGUCAAGUACGACCGUUCAUCUCUCCGUGUCUUGGGAAGCGUUGGUGAGCCCAUCGCUCCUGAAUCAUUUAUGUGGUACUAUAAUGUGGUAGGACAAGGUCGUUGUGCCGUAACUGAUACUUAUUGGCAAACUGAAACUGGUUCUCAUAUUGUCUCUUCCAUGGGUCCUAUUACCCCCAUGAAGCCUGGUUCUGCCACACUUCCCUUUUUCGGUAUUGACGCUGUAAUUAUUGACCCUCUCAACGGUAAAGUAAUUGAAGGCAAUAAGGUUGAAGGUGUUCUCGCCAUUCGCAGUAGCUGGCCCAGUGCUGCCCGUACUGUCUGGAAAGGACAUGAUCGUUUUAUUGACACCUACUUGAAGCCUUAUCCUGGUUUCUACUUUACUGGAGAUGGUGCAUAUCGUGAUGAAGACGGCUAUAUUUGGAUUCGUGGCCGUGUUGAUGACGUUGUAAAUAUUUCUGGUCAUCGUUUGAGUACCGCUGAAAUCGAGGCUGCUUUGAUUUCUCAUGAUUCUGUCGCCGAAUCUGCUGUUGUGGGUGUCCCUGAUGAACUAACUGGACAAGCUAUUAAUGCCUUUAUUCUGCUUAAACCAAAUGCAGUCGCCAAUGUUGAUCUUGAAAAGCAGCUAAUUAUGAGCGUUCGUUCUACCAUUGGACCCUUCGCAGCUCCUCGUAAACUCAUUUUCAGUGAUCUUCCCAAGACUAGAAGUGGAAAGAUUAUGCGUCGUAUUCUCCGUAAGAUCCUUGCUGGCGAGACUGAUCAGAUUGGUGAUUUAAGUACUCUUGCCGAACCCAAGGUGGUGGAACACAUCAUUCACGCUGUUCAUCAUACUCACCAAAAGAGUUCUUAG
Schizosaccharomyces osmophilus is the source of this 1989-nucleotide messenger RNA. It is a transcript of the gene acs1, whose product is annotated as acetyl-CoA ligase. Gene Ontology annotation, molecular function: AMP binding; acetyl-CoA synthetase activity. The transcript has a single exon. The record is from RefSeq and is a predicted model, not a curated record. Lineage: Eukaryota; Fungi; Ascomycota; Schizosaccharomycetes; Schizosaccharomycetales; Schizosaccharomycetaceae. Gene Ontology annotation, cellular component: cytosol. The coding region runs from base 1 to 1989 and encodes 662 amino acids.